CUGCUGGCCCUGUCCUCCCUGCUGCGGGUCCUGCAGCUCAGCACCCUGUGGCUGGACCCCGUGGAGCUGUACGUGCUUCGGGACUGCGGCUCGGAGGCGGAGCGCAAGGCCUGCAAAGCCCUGGAGCUGGUGAGGCAGCGGGGCACCUUUGCCCUCUGCUCCCUGCUGCUGCUUAGCUCGCUGGCCAACGCCGCCCUGGCCGUGCUGUUCUACUGGGCCGUGCGCAUGGUGGCACCUGCUGUCCUGGCCGUGGCCGGCUUGGUCUUCCUGCUGGCUGAGGUGCUGCCCUUCGCUGUCAGCUCGCGCUGGGGGCUGGCGCUGGCUCCCCGCGGGCUCUGGCUGACCCAGCUCUGUAUGCUGCUCACCUUUCCCGUCUCGCUGCCGCUCAGCAAGCUGCUGGAGCUGGCCCUGCAGCAUGAUGCCAGCACCUGCCUCCUGCGGGAGAAGAUCGUGGACAUGGUGCGCAACAGUGACCCGUACAACGAGUUCGUGCGCGAGGAGUUCAGCAAGGGCGCCCUGCGCAACAAGACGGUGGAGGACGUGCUGACGCCGCUGGACAAGUGCUUCAUGCUCAACGCCAAUGCCGUGCUGGACUUCAAGAGCAUGUCCAUGAUCAUGCAGAGCGGCUACACCCGCAUCCCCGUCUACGAGGAGGAGCGCACCAACCUGGUGGACAUGCUCUAUGUCAAGGACCUGGCUCUGGUGGACCCGGACGACUGUGUGCCGCUCAGCACCAUCAGCAAGUUCUACAACCACCCCCUGCACUUUGUCUUCAACGACACCAAGCUGGACGCCGUCCUGGAGGAGUUUAAAAGAGGCAAAUCGCACCUGGCCAUUGUGCAGAAGGUGAACAACGAGGGAGAGGGCGAUCCCUUCUACGAGGCCAUGGGGCUGGUGACGCUGGAGGACGUCAUCGAGGAGAUCAUCAGGUCGGAGAUCCUGGACGAGUCGGACGACUACAAGGAGAACAAGGUGCGGAAGAGGCCGGCCCCCAUGGGCACCCUGCUGGAGCACAGGAAGGAAGAUUUCUCCUUGUUCAAGGGCUCUGACAACGAGCACAAGGUGAAGAUCUCCCCGCAGCUCUUGCUGGCCACGCAGCGCUUCCUAUCCCGAGAGGUGGAUCUGUUCAGCCCGGCCCGCAUCUCCGAGAAGGUCCUGCUGCACCUGCUGAAGCACCCCAGCGUCAACCAGGAAGUGAAGUUCAAUGAGAGUGACCGCCUGGCGCCCGAGCACUACCUGUACCAGCGCAACCAGCCCGUCAACUACUUCGUCCUGGUCCUGCAGGGCAGGGUGGAAGUGGAGAUCGGGAAGGAGGGGCUGAAAUUCGAGAAUGGAGCGUUCACGUACUACGGUGUCUCGGCGCUGAUGGCGCCCUCCUCAGUUCACCAAUCGCCAGUGUCCACCCUGCGGCCGAACCGGCGUGAGCAACCUCUGGACUGCAGCGAGGGCACCUCCUAUUCCACGUACUGCCCCGACUACACCGUCCGGGCGCUCACCGACCUGCAGUUCAUCAAGGUGACCCGGCUGCAGUACCUCAACGCCCUCAUGGCCUCCAGGAUACAGCCGUCCCCCCAGUCGCCCGACAGCCUGGAGCUGAAGAUCGUCCCCAACAGCCAGACGAAGCUCCUGGACGACAGGAACGCUGUGCCAGGAAAAAGCAGCCAGCCCCUUGGGGAAGAGGAGCACACGGGCAUCUAACCCCUCCCCCCGCAGGACCUGCUGACGGCAGCGUGGGAGCUGGCGCCAUCCUCCCGGCUGUCCUAGCCGCCUCUUGGCUGGGAGUCGGGCCCUGGGGACUCGCCUGACAGCAGCAGAAAUCUCAUGGGGUGGGAUGCCCCAGAUGCCCUCCGUGCGCGCGCG
Messenger RNA from Terrapene triunguis (Three-toed box turtle), 1860 nucleotides. RefSeq names its product metal transporter CNNM3-like. The coding region runs from base 226 to 1698 and encodes 490 amino acids. Gene Ontology annotation, cellular component: plasma membrane. NCBI's taxonomy places the organism in Eukaryota, Metazoa, Chordata, Testudines, Emydidae. Gene Ontology annotation, molecular function: transmembrane transporter activity. The transcript has 8 exons. Gene Ontology annotation, biological process: magnesium ion homeostasis; transport. The record is from RefSeq and is a predicted model, not a curated record.